AUGAAGUGCAUCGCGAUCGCUACCGCCCUUGCGGCCUUUGCUAACGUUGCGCAAGCCCAUUACAUCUUCCAAACUCUUACUGCGAACGGCGUCAAGGGUGGCAUUUUUCAGAAUAUCAGGCCUGUCCCAAAUAACAGCCCUGUUACCGACCUUGCAGACAAGAAUCUACGCUGUAAUGCAGGAGGAAACUCGGGCAGCGGGACUACAACCGUCUCUGUAGCUGCCGGCUCCACCGUCUCGUUCACCGCAGACCAAGCCGUCUACCACCAGGGACCUAUCUCGUUUUACAUGACCAAGGUCGACUCUGCAGCCGCUGCAGAUGGAUCUACCGACUGGUUCAAGAUCAAGGAGAUUGGCCCCACAUUCUCCGGUGGCCAGGCUACGUGGGACAUGAGUGCCACGUACUCCACGACUAUCCCCAGCCAGAUUCCUGCUGGAGAGUACCUACUCCGCAUCGAGCAGCUCGGUAUCCACAACCCUGGCAGCCCACCCCAGUUCUACAUCUCUUGCGCUCAAAUCAAGGUCACUGGCGGCGGCUCAGGCAAGCCUUCUCCUACUACCAAGAUUCCCGGCCACGUCAAGAGCACAGACUCUGGCUACACCGCCAACAUCUACAACAACUUCAAAUCUUACGUUGUUCCUGGGCCCAAGGUUGCUACCUACUAG
Molecule: messenger RNA, 666 nt
Organism: Alternaria atra
Lineage: Eukaryota; Fungi; Ascomycota; Dothideomycetes; Pleosporales; Pleosporaceae
Exons: 4
Coding region: 1-666 (221 amino acids)
Source: RefSeq, a predicted model, not a curated record